Messenger RNA from Symbiodinium sp. CCMP2592, 3903 nucleotides. The record is from the annotation of a GenBank genome assembly. Lineage: Eukaryota; Dinophyceae; Suessiales; Symbiodiniaceae.
AUGGCUUCCUCGAAGAUCCUACAGGCAUUUGCCCUGGCACUUGCGGUGAUUGUCCAUUGGGCAGCGGAGCCUGAGGAGCUUCCCUCCCAGGGCGAGUGCCAAGGAGGUCAACUUCCUGCUGGUUGCCGCACAGGACGCCUGCGAGACUUCGACUGGCAGACGUAUUUGGGCCUGCUUUGCAGUGAGCUUCCGCGCUCUCUUGCACACCAGGCGAUCCUCCAGGCCCUGGCCAGUUUCGACGCAGACAAUGCUCGGGCUUGCCCUGAGGGCUUUGCUGUCUCAAUGUUGGCCCUCUAUGCUACAGGAGCAUCCGAAUUUGAAGACCAAGUCAUUCGAUUCAAGCCAGACGGCUCAUCCCACUUCUUGGUUCUUGCCUGGAAAUUUGAGAGAGGACGGGCAGUCUUGGACCAUUGGUCAACUUCGCUUCCUGCAACCGUCCCGCUAGCGCCACCGUGGCCAAGCUGGAACUUCCCUGGACCUCUCAAGCACCUACAGCAGGCGCAAGACCUGUCUCAGCUCAAGGAGUUGCCUCCCUCUCUGCGGUGCGAUGAGCAAUCUCUGGCAUCGAUUGGCUGCUCCGAAGAAACCCCACUGCUCCAGGCCUUGUGCUCACGCUGCGAGACCAAUUUGCCAUGCACGUACGACGAAGGCCUUUUGCAACUCUUGUCGCGAGCGGUGGAGGCCGUGCCGAAGUCUCGGAGGCCCCUGUGCGGGCACGCGCUCUUGGCGGCCUUGCUAGCCUUGAAUGGUCGCCGGUCAACAGCUGCGGUUCGCACGGACCCGGAGCUCUACCGAGUGGGCACUCCCCACAAGUUGGUUAUGCACAGCACCUUCAAGCGGGUGGCACAGGAUCCAGAGAAAAUGUUUGCUUUCAACAUUCCCCUGAUGGACCUGUCGCCGUUUCCUUUCCACACAUCUCUUCUCCGCAGCGCUCGGUCAGAGCGGCCCAAAAGCCUGUACCAGGAUACAAUCAAGGCGGUUUCCCGGUCUCUCGAGCGCCGUGGCCUGGGCCAUGUUGUAGUGCCUGGAGAUGCUUCGAUAAUGUCAUCAAAGACAGAUGGGGUUUGGUCCAUCUUUCUGCCAGCCUUGAGCAUGCUGCAAGCGCAUCCGAAGGACUGGCUUGAGGCCGACCUCAACCGUGAGCUGCUCGGACUCUGGCGGCUGGUCCAGGUGUCCGGAGGCCUAUGGCAGAUCGGCGAGGAGCCGUACCGUUUCAGCCCAAGAGCUGGGAUGGCUUUCCGCACCUUCUGCCCACACUGCGUCUAUGUGUCAUUGUACCUCUAUGUACAGGAGGAGGUGGGGCAGUCCGUCUUUCCACUAUCCCAUUGGAUGCCUUGCAAGCUUGCGUUUGCUCGCCUUUUUCCUGUACAGCGCAAGGAAGAGCUGCCCUUGGCCGCCGAUUUGGCUUGGCUGCGCAGGGCCGGUUCUGUGGCAACAAAUGCCGGUUGCAAAGAGGAGAGGACGAGGCUCAUCGGAGUAUUGCCACGAAGCGUGCAAUUGGGCGAGGAUCUGUGGGAAGACGAUAUAAAUGAUGCUGUGAUGCCAGCGUUUGACUUAGCCGAUGGGAUUCAUCCUGAUCUUGGCCUCUUCGACCUCAUGCGACAGCGAGAGGACAGUGAAUCGCCUGGGUUGCAUCGCUUCUCAGAUAAGGUGCUUUUCAAAGCAUGGAUGCUUCAAGAGGCGAUUCCCAUUGCGCAGAUCUUCCACAUGUCAAACGAGUCCCCGGAUGUGCUUGCAGCACUGGGGAGUUUGAAGACGCAGCGCUUCGUGGCUAAGCCCACUCAUCUGGCCGCGACAAGCUACGUGUAUGCGAUGAAGGAUGGCAUUAACCUGGUGAGCGGCCAAAGCUUGAGCCAUGAGGCGAUCAACUCUGGCUUGCGAGAGGCAUGGAAUGAAAGGCAUGUGGACGACUGGGCAACAGAAUCAACUCGGCCUGGUGUGCUCAUUGAGGAGUUGGUUGAGAGCUCGGAGAGACAUGGCACUCCCGACGAGUUGAAGUGCCAGACAUUUUGGGGGAAGCUGUUCUUUUGUGAAUGGACAUUUGUCCAGAACAUGUCUUCGGGUGACGAGGGCUCUGCCCGCUUCGAUGAUGCGCACCAGCAGGGUGACCGAGCUCAGCCUGCUUUGGGACACCAGGCAUGUGGAAUUCCGAACUUUGCCUCAAACGGAUACAUCUUCCGGGACGGCAGCUGUCUUGACUGCGUCGCACCGCCUCCACUGACGGGCGAGGCUUGGAAGCGAAUGGUGUCGACGAUUGAAACGAUUGCACGCGGCAGCGACCACAUCCGCAUCGAUGUGUUCGUGCCAGGAGGUGGCCGGUUUCUUGUGAACGAGGCCAACAUCAGCUUCUUGAAGAUUUCUCAGUUCCCAGCGGAACUUGUCGAGGAGAUGCCCGAUCCCAAGGAGUGGCGCAGCUUCUUGGCUCCGGGUUUCGGCGCAGGAAAGACCAAAGGCAGAAUACAGGACGCUUUCGUGCCAGACUCUCGUGACUACUCCAAGGAGGAGCUCCUGGCAACGCUCUUCACGCAGCCGCGGAAUGCAAAAGGUGUCCCGCCACCGCUGGGCUCGCUGCCUUUCCCGCGCGACCUGUUUUCGACUACGAUGCGCGAAGACUUCCGCGUCGACAGAUUGGGUCAUGCCGUGCAGCAUCAGAGGCAUCACGGUGGCUUACCAGCACCAACCGUCCUUGAGGAUAGCUGGGCGCGUGGCUGGCGGAGCACCCAUGUCUGGACGGGGCGGAAGAAGGGCCUUAAUGCACAAUAUGCAGACGGUGUCCGGAGCCGAAAGAGUCUGCCACGAGUGAUCGCCAUCCCGGGAUUGGCAGCCAUAGCCAUGCGUGGUGAGAAGGAAAGUUCCAUUGGCUCUCAAGAAGUGCUGCGUCAAGCUCAAUGCUUCGCAGCACUGGCUAGCGAGCGGUGGUUUCUGGCCGUCAUCUCGAUGGCUUUAGCGGUGAACUGGGAGGCCUUGGUCAGGCACUACCGUGCCUGGCAAAGACAGCACGGCGUCUUUACUCUUACUGGAAGGGAGGCAGGGAGCCAGCGGCUUCAAUCCGUAAAGUUCCCCGACCUUUCAAUCGCCGGUCAGCGUAGGCUCGCCGAGGAUCAAUUUAAUUGCCUCACUUCCUCGGCAGCCCGGGGCGCAACAUUGGUCGUCGCCGAUUCCUCCAAAAGCGAAGUUUACGGCAAAGGUCCGAAGAUCUCCCGAUCCAGCUUGAUUUUAGCAGUGCCUGGUAAUGCGAUGCAAGCUCAGACUGUCGUGCUGGGGAAAUGGGAAGCGGAGAGCGAUCCGACCACUUCUCCCAGAAGGUGUGUCGACCCUAGAGGGCGGCACCACUGCGGUCCCAAGCAAUAUAUCGGCAAGACACCGGAGCAGAUCGUGGAGCAGUUCAAGGACCCCGCGACCUUUCCGUGGUAUCAAGUUCCCGAGCCGUUGAGACAACGCCGCUUUGAGGUGCUCUGGCAGAUGGCUCACCGCUGUGGCUAUCGCUCAGCGCUGGAGGCGGUGAAGCUUCUCACCAAUCCUGCUCACGAUGGGCGUCCUGAGGCACCUGCAGCGGGUGAACCAGGUCGACCACAGCGUCUUCAACGUUCCCAGCUUCGAGCUCUGAGAAGUGGCACCGAUGCGGUGCCUGCGUACGGCAAAGGCAUAGAUGCGCUUCUGUUGGUCGCUUUGCUCACUGCUUGGGACUUGCUUUCCGUUGAUGUCUCUAUCAUGAAGGCCCUCGAACCGCACCGGACACCGAGUGAAGCAACCAUGCUCGCCAUCAAGUUUCGCGAUCUGCAUCUUGGCCCUCUUGCAGAGAGCGUGGCCAUCAGCAUGGAGAUUUGCAGGCAACCAGCCGUGUUCAGCCCAGCUGCGACUGGUAAAGCUGUGCCUGAUCAGUAUGGAGAUGGAGCUGCCUAA